Molecule: messenger RNA, 2884 nt
Organism: Dicrocoelium dendriticum
Lineage: Eukaryota; Metazoa; Platyhelminthes; Trematoda; Plagiorchiida; Dicrocoeliidae
Source: the annotation of a GenBank genome assembly
GUAACCGGCCCAGCGGGGACUGCCUGGUUAGGAUACGUGGGCAUUGCUUGAUUGGACAGGGUGUGAUGCUUUGGUUUUAGGUCCAGCUGUAUUUCAAAGUCUGCCAACUUCUGCUUCAACGACCUACUACAGAAGGAACAGUCACGGGAUAAUCCUAUUGUUCCAGUCCCACUUGAACUUGAUCCUACAGCUUUUAACUUAUUAAUCAGGGAAAAUGUUCACUUCAAACAUGUCUCUGGGACUCAACAGAAACAUUGUCUCAGGUUAGAAAGCCGAAAAUUCCAACGAACAAACCAGCCUUACUGGACGAAUUGAGUCCCAUGAAGGAUGUCAGUGUCGGCCGGUUGCUGGAAUCUCUACUAACGAGGUAACUGGGGAAAUGGAUGAAAACCACAUUUUGUGCCGCCUGCAGGAUCUAAAUGAGCAAGUUUCGAUGCUGCGGCUUAAACUGAGCAAUUUCGAAGCAACAAAAGUGGAACAGAGGCGCAUGAUCUGUCCCUUGGAAAGUAACUUAGACACUUUUGUCGAUAAACUCAAAGAAACUAGAGAUUGUGGACCACGGAACCCAAACCAUCUACAGGAUCAAUUGAAUGUCCUGAAAUCCUAUACGUCUCCCACAGCUGCAUUUAAAAAGCUGAAAGAAUUUUUGGUGGAGGAUUUAGAACAAAUUCUAUCGCACGAACGGCAAAUAGAGGAUGCUAUCUGUAGCACAACUUCGGUACCAUCUUUAGCCUGUACAAAUUGUCCAUCAUCCAUGACCCUCGAACAAGAAGAUAUAGUCUCCGCCGUGAAGCGGCUCGCCAAGAUGACCUUAUCUAUACAUACUGAACGGGAGGACCUGCAAAAACGGCUUGAAGAAGCCAGGGCUAACCACGAAGCGGAGCUUGUACAUAUUAAGGAGAGCAUGCAGAAUGAGAUGAGGUGCCGAAUAGAAGAUGCAAUAAAGAAAUGCAACGAGGAAAAUGCGAAGAAGUUGAGGGAGACUCUGGAGCAGAUUGUACAGUUGGAAAACAGCCGGCAUGAACAACUGGCUGCAGUGAAGCAGGCCAUCAUUGAACAACUUGAAUGCAAGCUGAAAGAAACUAACCAGUUGUUAGUGGAACAACAAGAGAACCUAGAGGUUGAACGUCAAACUACACGGAGAAAAUCGAACGAAGCGGUUGACUUACAGCAGAAGCUAAUUACUACAACCUCAGAACUCGAUGCGUUACGUGCCCAGGUAAAGGGGUUACAGGAGGAAGCUGCUCGAGUUCGAAGGGAAACCGAAGAUUUAUGUGAGAAACGUUGGAGAAAGGAAAUGGAUUCGUACCGGGAGCAGGUGAAGCAACAUGCGAGAACCAUCUGCGUUAUGGAGGAACGCCUUGUCAAACUCGCCCAACAAGCAAAGGAUGCUAAAGAGAAUGCGCAAAUCCUGAAACGCCAGAACGCCGAACUUCAAGCAGUGCACAACCAACUCAUCAGCCAAUUCAAGCGAAAUACACACGAGUCUAGAUCGGUUGACGAAGCCCACCAUCCGACAAUGCAAGGGCUAACGUGCGGAAACCUUGUGGCUGCCAUACAUGAUCAGGCCACAAUGCGAAAGGAGAUAUCUGAUUUAAAAGAAGUGCUCGAAAAGCGGGACAAAACUAUCGAGGAACUGCAGGCUAAUCUGCGCAGUUCAAACGCGCGACUAAGCGACUUAAAAGGGGAACUCACUGAAUCUCAGAAGGAAGAGAUGGAAGCAGCUGUGGAUUAUGGAAGAAAAUCCGCUGCAGAACUGAACACUGUUCGUAGACAACUGCAACAAAUGAAUGGGGUGGCUGAUGGGCUUCGAAGACAGUUGGUUGAGAAAGGUGAAGAAAUAAGAAUAACGCAAGCGGCAGUAGGAACUCUCAAGCAACGGUUGGCGGAACGAGAUGAAAAAAUCAUUGAGUUGAGCGAACGCUUGGCUUCGCAGAGUCAGAAGCAGACCCAGACCUUGGAUACGAAGAGCAUGGACGCCAAAAUUUUGGAAGAACUUGCAGUUCUUGGUGACAUAUGUCAAUGUGAAAGACACCUAGAGAUAAUCGAAAAACAGCGCGAAGCUCUGAACCGCCUAAGACAGCAUCUUCGGUCUCGACCAGAUACAGUGACGGAGGAUAGGAUUCAUGCCACCCUGGAACCCAUUCAUCAUCCUGAAAUCCCUAAAGCCCGGGAUCGAAACGCCAUUCCUGACGUACUUCACUGUAUGAGGAGAUCGCAGUUAUUCAGUGUGCCUGACUGCGGAGAUUACCUUGAAUCCGGCACUUGGCAGAACCCACAAGUGAAAGCGGAUGCAGCAAAUAAAGAUGACAAGGGGUGUACCAUGGAUACCCUACAUGACAUUGUGUCAAUUCACGAAAUAGAGACGGACAAGCUGGACCACAGAAAAGAACACCAAGAUGUUAGCAAGAGCCAUACAAUACAGAAAGACCGGAAGGAACGCGGAAUCAAUGCAAUGAGAAGAAAGUCGCUGAAGCAACGUUCCUAAAACAGGAGGCUUUAGACAAAGCGGAAGAACCGAUUGAACAUACCUAACUGGCAAAUGUGGUGGACAUUCGUGACGGGCAGGAACACACACAGUUAAACUGUAGAUUCGCAGGGGCUCAAUGGAAACGCUUUUUGGACAUUCUCGCCAAACAAUCAAGAUUUUCUGCAAUCAUUCACAUAAAGAACUGCACACAAACCUUGUUUUUUCCCAUUAAGUUUGGCAAGAUUGAUAUGAAGAAAUGCUGGUUCAGGAAGUGACGGAUUAUAUACUUAAUAAGCGGGCUGGACCCACGCCAGUUCACAAGGAUUGUAACACCUUAAGACCACCUUUAAAGUGGUACUGGAGAUCACCAGCAUAUCGUCAAAAUUAGCGUUUGUUGAACAGCACUAUCUAUCU